Molecule: messenger RNA, 549 nt
Organism: Pipistrellus nathusii (Nathusius's pipistrelle)
Lineage: Eukaryota; Metazoa; Chordata; Mammalia; Chiroptera; Vespertilionidae
Source: the annotation of a GenBank genome assembly
AUGGCUGGAGGCCCCCUUACCAUCAAGGAGGAAAUGGAAAUGUCCAUGGAUGAAGACCUGAUUCUUAUAAACCAUGAUAAAAGUCAAGAACACAUGGUGGUAGCAGAAAUAAUAGAUCAUGGAUCCCGGUCCUGGGGUACCUCUCAGCGGCGACAGAAAUUGGAGUCAAAGGCUGCUGACUCUGCUGGAGGCCAACCGGCUUGGAAUGUGACUGACUCCCGGCCCAGGAAAAUGGGUACUCAGCUGCUAGUACGCAGAAUGGCAAGAGAACUACGCCAUGAGGAUGGUCAUCCCCAGGAGUGCCCUGGCAGCUUCCAUGGCUCAAGAUUCCAUUACGAGUGCAACUCAGAGGAAGAUAUGAUUGCGGAGAUUGGCUUGGAAGAACAUGAACUGGAGAUGGAGGCCAUAAGAAAACAGCAGCGUGUGAACAAUGAGCGUCUGAGCAACCUGGAGGACCAGGAAAUUGCCAGAACCCAGCGGGAACUUAUGCUCUUCAGCGUGCUGUUUUCGGUCUGCAUAGUCAACCUGUGGCUGUGGGUUCGCCAGUGA